UGCUUAUGACUACAGCAUCGGGCCGAUGGACAAAACACUGGUCAAGACUGACAUCCAGAUCGCCGUUCCACACGGAUACUACGGUAGAGUCGCACCACGAUCGGGUCUCGCUGUCAAGCACUUCAUUGAUGUUGGUGCCGGUGUGGUUGAUGAAGACUACAGAGGGAAUCUGGGAGUCGUGAUCUUCAACUUCAACAAGGAGCCGUUCGAAGUGAAGAAAGGAGACCGCAUCGCUCAGCUCAUCUGUGAGAAGAUCUGUUACCCGGACCUGCAGGAGUUACAGACGCUGGAUGAGACGGAGCGAGGAGCGGGCGGAUUCGGCUCCACCGGCACCAACUGAAGCUGUCAAUUUACUGUGCAAUCCUCAUAGAGUUUGUUUAGUGACUGAAUGACUUGAGGAGUAAAGUGAGCAGGUCUUUACGCUCUGAUAACUGAAGAUGUGUUUAACUGUUGCUGUUUGUGUUGCUGCAUUCAUUUGACAAUAAAGAUUUUUUUUAGCAAAAGUA
Molecule: messenger RNA, 506 nt
Organism: Danio rerio (zebrafish)
Lineage: Eukaryota; Metazoa; Chordata; Actinopteri; Cypriniformes; Danionidae
Source: RefSeq, a predicted model, not a curated record